This is a messenger RNA of Eremothecium gossypii ATCC 10895, 1356 nucleotides long. It is a transcript of the gene APM3, whose product is annotated as Apm3p. The coding region runs from base 1 to 1356 and encodes 451 amino acids. Lineage: Eukaryota; Fungi; Ascomycota; Saccharomycetes; Saccharomycetales; Saccharomycetaceae. Gene Ontology annotation, biological process: endocytosis; intracellular protein transport. The transcript is spliced from 2 exons. Gene Ontology annotation, cellular component: clathrin adaptor complex; cytoplasmic vesicle. The record is from RefSeq and is marked provisional.
AUGUACACUAGCAUCUACAUUACAGAUUCCAAGAAGAACCUAGUGUUUGAAUAUCUGCUGACAUCGCAAGCUCCCACUUUUCAGCAGCUAUGUAGCAAGAUUGCAGGUCGGGAUGCGGCAAUGGACGCCAUGGUAGCGAUAAGCAAGGACAUGUCGCUGUAUCGGCAGGCGGUGGGGCCUGAGAAGCUGUGGUACUGGGCGCUGUGCCAAGCGUGUGGGGACCCCCUAGAGCCACAAAUGUUCCUGGCACAAUACCACCAGGUGCUGAUUGAGUACUUUGACAAGGAGGCACUGACGGUCAAGAAACUGGUCAACAACGCAGACCGGCUGGCACUACUGCUACACGCCAUGCUAGAUGCGGGGGAGGUGGCGGUGACGGAUUCGAACCGCCUGCGGCAGCUGGUUCCGCUCCGCAACGACCUCUCUACCAUCUUGAACAGCGCGACCAAGACGCUGGCAAAUACCGUCAAGUACGCGGACUCGAAACAGCUGUUCGGGGCGCCGGUCGCCACAGGCAAGGUCGAGGCAGGCCAAACUGUUCCCUGGCGCACCGCCGACUGCCGCUACGUCAAUAACGAAAUCUACGUGGACCUGGUGGAGACUGUCAAUGCCACGCUGCGCCAGAAGGGUUCGUCGCUCACGCUGAUCAACGGAUCCCUUAGUGGCAAAAUCGAUGUCAAAUGCUAUCUUUCCGGCAACCCGACAGUACAGCUCAAGCUGCGGACCAGCGGCCAUCCCCUAGAUAACUCCGCGCUCCACCGCUGUGUUGAGCUGGGCGAGGCUGGCGUGGCCACCAUGAACUUUGUGCCACCCGACGGCCGGUUCACGCUUGCCGAGUAUGCCAUCGACCUCAGCGCCAUAAGCCAGGCCGCCCGCCGCCUCACCAACCUCGGUCUGGUGACAGUCUCGCUGGCGUCCGGCCUCGGGCAGCACAGGGACGAGUUUGAGAUCAAGGUCAUCAUCGGCAAUUCCACGCAAGUCGCCGCCAUCGAGGACUUGCGCAUCACCGUCUACUUCCCCGACAUAUCAGACGCUGCAAAGAUCAAGAUCCUACGCACCACCCACGGCGGCUGGGAGUCCGACCUCUCCCGUGUCCGCGGCGUCUGGGCGUUUGACAAGCAGACGGCUGUCGGAUCGGUGCCCGUCCUCAGAGGCUGUGUCGAGAACCCGGAAUCCACUCCCCAUGCCCCGCCCGUCUUCCCGUCCCAUCUCGCGGUAAGCUACAGCCAUGUCGGCCAAUUGCCCAGCGGCAUUCGCGUCGACACCAUUGCUCUCUCCGAUCUGCCCCCGGGGUCGAAACCGUUCAAGGGUGUAAAAUACACCUCCCGCGCCGGUGACUACAUCGUUAGAGCAUAG